This is a messenger RNA of Coffea eugenioides, 4096 nucleotides long. RefSeq names its product putative ABC transporter C family member 15. The record is from RefSeq and is a predicted model, not a curated record. Lineage: Eukaryota; Viridiplantae; Streptophyta; Magnoliopsida; Gentianales; Rubiaceae. The coding region runs from base 143 to 4006 and encodes 1287 amino acids. Gene Ontology annotation, molecular function: ABC-type transporter activity; ATP binding; ATP hydrolysis activity. Gene Ontology annotation, cellular component: vacuolar membrane; plant-type vacuole. Gene Ontology annotation, biological process: transmembrane transport. The transcript is spliced from 10 exons.
CCUUCCUUAAUCUUCCUUACUCUUGUUUCCAGGACUAGUUGGCUUGGAACUUCUCUCAUGUCUUUAUUAUUCUGAAAAAAAUAUAAAAAGAAAUUGAAGACAUGCAUGGGGAAUUCUUAGUAUCUUUUUGUAGUUUGCCACGAUGAAAAUUGUAUUGCCAAAGAUUUUGUCCUGCUUUAAUGCCCUUUUGAGCAGAAAUUCCAGAGAGCAGUGCAAUGAUGACGAAGAACCGUUUCUUAAAUCUGCAGACGAAGAUGCAUUCUCUACUGCUGGAAUUUGGAGCAAACUUGGAUUCCUCUGGCUUAAUCCAUUGUUCAAGAAAGGGCAUCUUGAAAGACUUGAGUUUCAGCAUGUUCCUACCAUCCCACAAUCAGAGGCCGCUGCUGAAGCUUUUUCUUCACUGGAGGAGUCUCUUGGUAAACAGAACCCCAACAAAACCUCGUUGUGGAAAGCCAUACUCCAUACUCUCUGGAGACCUCUUGCUCUGAAUGCUAUUUUUGCCGGUGCCAACACAAUUUCUUCGUAUAUCGGCCCCUUGCUGAUCACAAGCUUCGUAAAGUUUCUAUCAGAAAAGGAUGAUGCUUCGGAAAACUGGCACCAGGGUUUGGUUAUAGCAUUGAUCUUCUUUUCUGCAAAAACAGUGGAAUCAAUGUCCCAACGGCAGUGGUAUUUCGGUGCUCAUCGAAUUGUAAUUAGACUCAGGGCAGCUCUUAUGGUGCUGAUAUACAAAAAAUCUUUGUCAGUCAAGUAUGUUGGAAUGAGCACUGGGAAAAUCAUUAACUUGAUCGACGGAGAUGUUGAAAGGGUUGGAGAUUUAUGUUGGCACAUUCAUGAGAUUUGGUUGCUCCCAGUUCAAGUUACUUUGGCCUUGGUAAUCUUGUACUGGAAUCUUGGUGCUGUUCCUUCUUUUGCUGCACUUUUAACCACAAUUCUUGUGAUGUUGAGCAACACUCCCCUGGCUAAAGUGCAAAAGCAGUUUCAUACCAAGAUCAUGGAGGCCAAAGACUCAAGAAUCAGAGCCACUUCAGAGACAUUGAAGAGCAUGAGAGUCUUGAAGCUUCAAUCUUGGGAGUCAACUUUUUUGGAAAGGCUGCUUCAACUCAGAGGAAUUGAGAGAAGUUGGGUAAAGAAGUACUUAUAUACAUGUUCAGCAGUUGCUUUUCUCUUCUGGGCAUCGCCAACUUUGAUUUCAGUUGUCACAUUUGGGGUAUGCAUCAUUUUAAAGGCACCAUUAACAUCAAACACGGUUCUUUCAGCUCUUGCAACUUUCCGGAUUCUACAAGAUCCUAUCUACAAUCUACCAGAGCUUGUCUCUAUGUCUGCUCAAGCAAAAGUUUCUCUUGACCGGAUACAGAACUUCAUCACAGCAGAGGAUGAUGAAAACUUGCCAAUAGGUGAUCCUGCUCCUAAUUCAUCAGGAGUAGCAGUUAAAAUUGAAGCUGCAGAAUAUGCAUGGGGAACAGAUGAUGCAAAGAAGGCCACGAUCACGAUCACUGGUAAAAUAAGAAUCAUGAAAGGUCACACAGUGGUUAUUUGUGGUUCUGUUGGAUCUGGUAAAUCAAGCUUACUCUUCAGUAUACUUGGAGAGAUUCCUAGGAUUUCUGGUGCAAGUGUUAAGACUUGUGGAACAAAAGCUUUUGUGCCGCAAAGUGCUUGGAUUCAAACGGGAACCAUCCAGGAUAAUGUUUUGUUCGGCAAGGAAAUGGAUAGAGAUUUUUACGAGGAAGUUGUGAGAGCAUGUGCUUUGAACAAAGAUUUUGAGAUAUGGCUUGAUGGAGAUUUGAGCAGAGUGGGGGAAAGAGGAAUUAAUCUCAGCGGAGGACAAAAGCAGAGGAUUCAAUUGGCAAGAGCAAUUUACAGUGACUCAGAUAUAGUUUUACUUGAUGAUCCACUCAGUGCUGUUGAUGUGCAUACUGGAACUCAUAUAUUCAAGGAAUGUAUAGAGAAACUCUUGGCUACUAAGACUGUAAUUUAUGUCACUCAUCAGUUGGAAUUUUUGGAUGCUGCUGACCUUGUUCUGGUGAUGAAAGAUGGAAAAAUUGUACAAUCAGGAAAUUAUCAUGAUUUAAUUGCUGAUCCUGACUGUGAACUUAAUAGACAAAUCGCAGCUCACACAAAAACUCUGGAUGAAGUAACCACAGUCCAACAGUUUAAUCGAUCACCCAAGGACAACCAUCAGGACAAUCAAAAUGAAAUUACCGGAAAAAAGUUUAAAGACUUCAAUAUGAAUUCCAGGCUUUUGGAGAAGAAUCAGCAAGAAGAAGCAAAAUAUGGCCGGGUUAAAUGGCAUGUUUACUCAACAUUUAUCACCUCCGGAUACAAAGGAAUGCUGGUUCCUAUUAUCCUUCUGUGUCAUAUCCUCUUCUAUGGAUUGCAGAUAGGCAGCAAUUACUGGAUUGCUUGGGCAACAGGGGAAGAAGGCAGGGUCAGCAGUGUACGAUUGAUUGGAAUAUUUGCUUUGUUGUCUGCUGGAAGUUCCCUCUUUAUUUUGGGUAGGGCAAUUUUGCUGUCAACCGCUGCAAUUGAAACUUCUCAGCGCCUUUUCCUUGGAAUGAUAACUUCCAUUUUUCGUGCGCCAUUGUCAUUCUUUGACUCUACACCUUCAAGCAGAAUUCUUAGCCGGUCUUCAACAGAUCAAAGCACUGUGGACACGGAUCUUCCCUACAGAGUAGCUGGAUUAGCCUUUGCUCUUAUCCAGCUAUUGAGUGUUAUUGUCCUUAUGUCCCAUGUUGCAUGGCAAGUCAUUUUCCCGUUCCUCAUUAUUCUUGCCAUUUCGAUAUGGUAUCAGGAUUACUACAUUAGUACAGCUAGAGAACUAGCGAGGAUGGUUGGCAUUCAGAAAGCUCCAAUCCUCCAUCACUUGUCAGAAUCUGUUGCUGGGGCUGCAACAAUUCGCUGCUUCAAUCAGGAGGAUCGCUUUUUAAAAAAGAAUUUAGAUCUCACUGAUAAUUAUUCUCGUGUUGCCUUUUACAACUCUGCAACAAUGGAAUGGCUCAGUAUCAGGAUAAACUUCCUCUUCAAUCUUGUUUUCUUCCUUCUCCUCCUCAUUUUGGUGAACCUUCCACGGUCUGCAAUUGACCCAAGUUUGGCAGGACUCGCAGCCACCUAUGGUUUAAGUUUAAAUGUACUCCAAGCUUGGGUAAUAUGGAACCUCUGCAAUGUUGAGAACAAAAUGAUAUGUGUAGAGAGAAUUCUUCAAUUCACUAACAUUCCCAGUGAAGCUCCCUUAGUGAUUGAAGAUUGCAGACCACAACCUGCAUGGCCGCUCCACGGAAAAAUUGAAAUUGAAAAUCUCCAUGUUCAAUACAGUCCUUCUCUUCCAAAGGUUCUUAAAGGAAUCAACUGCACUUUUCCUGCUGAAAAGAAAAUUGGAAUUGUCGGAAGAACCGGAAGUGGAAAGUCCACUUUGAUCCAAGCUCUAUUCAGGGUGGUGGAGCCUUCAGAUGGGAGGAUUAUGAUAGAUGGCCUUGAUAUCUGUAAGAUUGGUUUACAGGAUUUGAGAUCCAAAUUGAGUAUAAUCCCACAAGAUCCAACUUUGUUCCAAGGUACCAUAAGGAGCAAUGUCGAUCCAUUACAGCAGUAUCCGGAUCAUGACAUCUGGGAGGUUUUGCGCAAAUGCCAUCUAGCAGAGAUAGUAAUGCUGGAUCAAAGGCUUCUUGAUGCACCAGUUGCAGAAAGUGGAGAAAACUGGAGUGUAGGGCAAAGGCAGCUCGUUUGCCUGGCUAGGGCAUUGUUACAGAAGAGGAGAGUACUAGUACUGGAUGAGGCAACAUCUUCAGUGGAUACUAGGACUGAUAAUGUGAUCCAGAAGACGAUAAGAGAAGAAACAAGUCAAUGCACAGUACUAACUGUGGCUCAUCGAAUACCCACAGUUAUUGACAAUGACAUUGUUUUGGUUCUUGGGGAAGGAAAAAUUGUUGAGUACGACACUCCAGCACGGUUGUUUGACAAUAAAUAUUCAGCAUUUUCAGAGUUGGUCACAGAAUUUUUGAGAAGAUCAUCCUGAGUGACUUCACCUUUCAAACAAUAGGGAUGCAUGUAUUAAGAAAUCAAUUACUCCACUUUGUUGCUCUAGUUUGCUUUUUUGUCAAAAAAA